UGGGCUUCUAUUGGGCUUCUAUAUGGGCUUCUAUACAUCUUCUAUAUAUCUAAAGUUUUUUAAAACUUUUUCAGCUUGUAAAUGCUUCCCAAAUAAUUUAAAAGUCAGUCGAGGUCAACCAUUAAAUUUACUCUCACCAGGCCUUCCAUUACAUUGUGACUAUAUUAACUGUUCUACACAAAUUUCUUUAGAAAAUCCUAUCAGUACAACCGACCAUGUGGAAUCUUUACAAAUUCACGUUAAUUCUUUCUAUAAUAAUUUUAACUAUUUUGUGAAGCCUUUAAAUUUACAAAUACCUUUAUGUGAUGAAAAACAAGAUCUUAUAAUGUAA
This is a messenger RNA of Meloidogyne enterolobii, 331 nucleotides long. Lineage: Eukaryota; Metazoa; Nematoda; Chromadorea; Rhabditida; Meloidogynidae. The record is from the annotation of a GenBank genome assembly.